Messenger RNA from Paramecium sonneborni, 973 nucleotides. The record is from the annotation of a GenBank genome assembly. Lineage: Eukaryota; Ciliophora; Oligohymenophorea; Peniculida; Parameciidae.
CUUUGAGAAAUGAUUCAUUUGAAAAUCCAUUUCAAAACAGAAUACGGUUAAGCAGUAUAUUUGUGUGGAAAUUCAAAGUUUUUGGGAUAAUGGAAUCCUAAAUAAGCUAUUAGAAUGAAUUGGACUGAAGUAAUAUAUAAAUAAAUGUUUUAGAAUGAUAUUUGGGAGGUGGAAGUAGCCUAUCAUGAAAUGGAAUAUAAAUAUUUUAUUUCUCAAUAUGAGAGUGUUUCAAGAGUACUGUGGGAAUCAGGACCUAAUAGAAUAACAACUAAACAUACAGUCGAUAUUUGGAACUACAGAAAAGUUUGCUUUUAAUGCUUAAAUCCUUCAAAUUAUGAAAUUUAUAUUUCUGGAUCACCUGAGACUCUAGGCAAAUUUAAAAAAAGAAUUAGAAUGAAAAAUAAACAAGGAAUUUCUUAAUAUACUUGUUUUUUAGAUAUUACUGAUUCUUAAAUACAAUACUAAUAUUUCUUUCUGACUAAAAGUGAAUUUUCAAGUCCUGUAUAUAAAUUAACUUUAGAAUCUGAAUGUAAACAGUAUUAUUUAUUAAUAUUAGAAUCAUAUUAUAAAGAUGCUUUACUUGUGUAUUCAGAUGGUCUGGCAAAGGUAAAACAAAUGAUUUUUUAAUUAAAUAAAAAUAUCUGUUACGGAUAUGUUCCAUAAUUUAAAGAAGAUUAUAGAGCUUUGAAGAAGUUUAAUUUAAAAACAAUAGUAGAAUUUUGUAAUUCUUAAGAGAAGAACUUAUUAGAACAAUAACUUUAAAAAGAUGAUUGUCUACAUAUGAUUAUCAAUCUUUAUCACUUUAAAUAAGAGAAUUUCACUUAAAGAAUACUUUAACUUAUUUAAGUUUUUAUCCAAAAGUAUAAAGUAAAUAAUUUAAAUCUAUUAAUAGUUUAUUUACAUAUGUAAUAAUUCGCUCUCUCAUCUUAGAAAAUAUCUACUAGUCUAUGAAAAACUUUCAAAAUGCAAAUGA